Molecule: messenger RNA, 1183 nt
Organism: Musa acuminata AAA Group (dessert banana)
Lineage: Eukaryota; Viridiplantae; Streptophyta; Magnoliopsida; Zingiberales; Musaceae
Product: auxin-responsive protein IAA33-like
Exons: 2
Coding region: 393-854 (153 amino acids)
Biological process (GO): regulation of DNA-templated transcription
Cellular component (GO): nucleus
Molecular function (GO): protein binding
Source: RefSeq, a predicted model, not a curated record
AAUGAGGCUCAAUAGAUACCCACCAUAAGCGAAGUCUCGUCCGGUGGCCAUCGCGGCCCAUCUUUUCUUCUACCCAACAAAGCCACACCACCACCGCCACUUCACCACGAGCCAUCAGCACCUCGGCAAGCAGCAUCAACAAUGACGGCGGCGACGACAACGACAUGGCCUUCCUUCCUUUCCCACUCGCAAGCAACAACGACAAUGUGAUUUGCUCUCUCCCCCACUAUAAAACCACAUGCGAUCUAUCCCCUACCUCGAUCUUUCUCGCGGCAUCUCUCACCGUCCUUUGGACACCGAUGGUCGAAGCGCUCGCACAUGACUUCUCUGUCCUCGCCUCCAUAUUCUCUCUCUAAUCUACACAUUGGAGCAGGGUGGGCGGCUCAGUGAAGAUGGUGAACGGGUUUGAGUUGCACCAUGAAGCACCGAAGCGGCGGUGCGGUACCGGUGCAGCCGCACAGCCAUCUCGGGCUCCGACCGGCAAGAACAACUUGACUCUCACUUCUCUGGACGACGAUGUGGCAUCGGCGGUCGUUCCCCCGGUCACCGUCUUCCUGGAGGGCCGAUCGAUCUGCCACCUUAUCCGCCUCGACAAGCACACCAGCUACGCGAGCUUAGCUAAGGCGUUGCGCCGCAUGUUCGUCGACGUGGAUGAGGGCGAUGGCCGGCGUGAGGAGGAUGGAGAUGAGGUGCUCCACCUCUCCGACGCAGUGCCUGGCCACAUCGUGGCCUACGAGGACAUGGAGGAUGACCUACUCCUCGUGGGUGAUCUGAACUGGAAAGACUUCGUCCGCGUGGCCAAGAGAAUCCGGAUAAUCCCAGCGAAGCCUAGCCGUCGGAAACAUGCACUCUGAAGAUAUGCAUGCACUAUUAUCACAAAUCAAGUAGGAGUAUUAUUUGAUUUCCGUGGAGGUUCCUCUACUUGGGAUCCAAUGUUCUCGUCUAAGUUUGGAGAGGCAUGAAAUGAUGGACGCCUCACUGUUUCUCGAGGACUCCAUGCGUGGGAGCAUGGCUUUUCUGGUUUCUGUCUUCUUCCUCACGCAAUUGAAAUCCUUCUGCAUGCUCGAACAACAGGCUUUCAAGUCACGGUACUUGUGCUGCUGCUCUCGAUUGCUUUGCAGACAAGCGACUCGUGAUGAAUGUGACCAUUGCAUGUGAUCCAGUGCAUGGCAGUUCUGCCGUG